GUGUGUCAUAAACUGCGUCCCAGAGAAUAAAUGAGACUGCUCGCAACUUUGUUUUACCUUCUCUUCAAGGUGAAUAUAUGCUAAUCUGCAGCAACCAUGUCUUCAUUUUCGUCUCGGAAAGAGUUUAUCAGCGAGCAAUUAACUCAGCCUGAAGAAACAUUUACAGACAUUAAAGACAUUCUCGUCAAGUCAGAAGAAGAGGUCGAAGGCAGCGAAACACAAAUAACUGUUCACCAUUCAGAUGACCUACCGCAUUGUUUUAAGGAAGAGGAGGAACUAUCUGACCCGGUGAGAAACUCCAGCUGUGAUCAGGAAGAAUGGGACUGUCCAGCAAUAAAGGAGGAACAGGAUGAUCUUCAACAGCUGCAGAUAAAAGAGGAAGACUAUGAACUCUGUAUAACUCACGAUGAAGAACAGCUUGUGUUGAAGCAGGAGGCAGAGACCUCUGUAGCGCUUUCUACUAAUGAAGAAAAGUACAGCAAAGAACCCAAACUAAUCAGGGACAAACUUCUUUCUCAGGAUGGCUGUGCUACUGUGAACCAAGAUCAGGUUCAAAGUAUUGAUGAAGACACAGAAUUAAGUAGCGAUGAAGAUCCGCAGCAAAAUCAGAAAUGCCAGAAAGCUAGAGGGUAUGUUAAUAAUUCAGACAGUUUAAAACUAAAAGGGCAGAAGGAAACUCGUAAGGAUAAACAUCUGUAUGCAUGCACAAUGUGCGAUAAAGUGUUCUCGAAAAAGACUAACAUGAUCUAUCACACAAGAACUCACACAGGCGAGAAGCCGUUCUCAUGUAAGUUUUGCGGAAAAUGUUUUAGUCGAGAAAGUAUCAUGAAUAAUCACCUGAGAAUUCACACAGGCGAAAAACCCUUCUCAUGUAUGACCUGUGGAAAAAGCUUCACUCUCAAACACCAGCUGACGGAUCACGUGAGAAUUCACACAGGUGAGAAACCGUUUCCAUGCAGUGCUUGUGAGAAGUCUUUUAAACUAAAAAGCGGUUUGAAUCAACACAUGAGAAUUCACAAAUGUGAGAAGCCUUUCUCGUGUGCGACGUGUGGUAAAGGUUUCAACCAGAGAAGCCAAUUAACACUUCACAUGAAAAAUCACAUGGGUGACCGGCCUUUUUCAUGCAUGACCUGUGGAAAAACUUUCGCCAGCAAUUCCCGUUUAAUUGUCCACAUGAGAACUCACUCAGGUGAGAAACCUUUCUCGUGUGCAACCUGUGGGAAAAGUUACAGUCAAAAAGGACAUUUGACAGUUCACAUGAGAAUCCAUACAGGUGAGAGACCUUUUCUGUGCAGUACAUGUGGAAAAGCCUUCAGUCAAAGAUAUCGUUUCCAGCAACACGUGAGAAUUCACACCGGCUAGAAACCUUUAAUGUGAACCAUUGGAGGUCUGGAUUUAAAUCUGCUCAUAGUGCCUCACAAACUAACCAGUAAUGUUUAUUCUGGUUACUGUUAAAGAAAAAUGAUUAUUUUUAGUUUUUAAUACAGUUAAUCUUAUGGCAUGUGUAAAAGGUAUGUUGAACACUCUCAUUUUGAACAUAUUUCUUAAUUUUGAACAAGUUUGGGUUAAUGAUUUAAAACUAAACUAUUGAUGGGUAAGUAUUCAAAGUGCAGGAAGGAAAAUGUAGAUCAAAGGGGAUCUCGCAAUGAGGCUCCUGUUGUUUAUCAGGGAGGACAGGAGGCCAUAAAAUGAGUAUCUCCUGGGGGGCAGCAUCAUUUGAGCCUCGAGGAGAGAAGUCUGCUUGGUUCACAGAAGAUCAAAAGUCUUCCAGAACUAACAUCUGGGAUGGUGUAAAACUGAAUACAACAUAGAAUGUUAAAACACUAACAUUUAGUUUUUAAGACAUUUUUCUAAGUACUAAUAGCAUGUUUUUUAAAUGAAAAUUGUAUUAUCUAAUUUUAGAAUUAACUAGUUUAGUAGAUGAUGAAUGUAUUUGAAAAUUGUACUAUCUGUGACAAUAUCAGAAUCAAAUGGAAAUUGUUUGAAUGAAAAUGUUUUAUUAGAAAAUUGCUCAGGAUCUAUGCUAAAUGGGGUUUUGGAAAAUGUGUUAGCUUGUAUACUUAGGAUUGAAUAUUAUGUUUCAUAGGCUGGAAAAAGGAAUUGUACCUCAUGUUCUGUUGAUUCUAUGUGUUAUUUUUGGUUUAAGGCAGGAUUCAAUCUUUUGGGGUGAGAUGGUGCAGAAGAGCAAAAUUGGGGUUGUGAAGAUAACCUUUCCUUGAACCAAAUUACUGAAUUUAAGUUUGUUCCUGAGAAUUUAUGUAAGAAGAGAUAGCAGGAGAGGCUCUGGAUUCCACAGCUAUCUGUGAAAUCUUAUCUUAUGUUUUCCUCAGCCAGAUGACCUUAGAAUCCUGGAGGCCAGGACAAGCUCUCCACUCUUUUUGUUAAACAAAGAAGCAAAUGGCCUUUGAUUUUUGCUGUAAAUUAGGGGAAGUUCUAAGUUUUUCUGAGUGUCCAAGGUAGCUUCCAAUUGGUCAAGCGGAGGGACGCCUUAACUAAAUAUACAAAAAGGAAAGACACACCUACAUUAUAAAAGUUCGUGCACACGAGUUAUAAUUCAAAUAGCUGCCACUAUUUUUCCUUUUUUGCACCAGCUCUCUCCAAAGACGAAUCUUUGCCUUUCUUUUCUAUUUUCUUUACCUCAGGUAAUUGAAUGUAUGUUUCUGUUGUUCUGCAGUUUUGUUGUUAAUUCAGAAGCUGUUUCUUGUUGGAUUAAAUUCUGUGAUUCUGUGACGUCCACACGCAUUGUUGGUUUCC
Molecule: messenger RNA, 2754 nt
Organism: Cyprinodon variegatus (sheepshead minnow)
Lineage: Eukaryota; Metazoa; Chordata; Actinopteri; Cyprinodontiformes; Cyprinodontidae
Gene: znf519
Product: zinc finger protein 519
Exons: 2
Coding region: 97-1362 (421 amino acids)
Biological process (GO): regulation of transcription by RNA polymerase II; central nervous system development
Cellular component (GO): nucleus
Molecular function (GO): DNA-binding transcription factor activity, RNA polymerase II-specific; RNA polymerase II cis-regulatory region sequence-specific DNA binding
Source: RefSeq, a predicted model, not a curated record